Molecule: messenger RNA, 2208 nt
Organism: Nerophis lumbriciformis (worm pipefish)
Lineage: Eukaryota; Metazoa; Chordata; Actinopteri; Syngnathiformes; Syngnathidae
Product: growth arrest and DNA damage-inducible protein GADD45 alpha-like
Biological process (GO): regulation of cell cycle
Cellular component (GO): cytoplasm; nucleus
Source: RefSeq, a predicted model, not a curated record
AUAACAGCAGGUCAAAGGUCAACACGCACGGCAUCAAAGCGUGUCAACAUCUUAAUUGUCUGCUGUUUGGACAACUUCCGGGUUGAGCGAGACAGCCGCGCGGGUGAACAAAGCCCCAAAACACGUCCUUCCACGCAACGUCAUCAUCUUUGUGUGCCACGUUGGCGGGAAAUACGCCGCCCUGAUCUGGGGUCAGAUUUAUCCCACAUCAGUCACGCGCGUAGUGCGCGAGCCGGCUGGUCUCAAGUCAGCAAGUGUUUGCACCACCGGGGGGAGACACACAAACGUUUGUUGUGCGGGUUAAAACGUAAUUAAAAAUAAUUAAAUUGUAUCCGUAAAGUAUUUUAUUUUAUAAAGUUCUUAAACUAAUAUAACCGCAGUGUGUCGUUUCGGCCACGGGGUGUCGCUGUUCGCGCAAAGACGGCCACAAAGAGGGCGAGGCCAUGUGGCCAGUGGGCGGGGUUAUGCAAAUGAGGGCGGGUCUGAGGCUCUGAAGACUUCAUUGUGGAUCCAACAGAACCAUCAGAACUCUGCAACAACAAAACCAUGACGCUUGAGGAGAAUAGUGGAGAACACGCGUCUGAAAGGAUGGAGUCUGUGGCUCAAGCCUUGGAGGAGGUUCUGAGUGAUGCCUUACCUCAAGGUUGCAUCACUGUCGGCGUCUACGAGGCCGCCAAGUCUCUCCAUGCAGAUUCCGACAACGUGGUUCUGUGCGUGCUGGCUUCUGACGACGGCGACCAGCAGGACGUGGCCCUGCAGAUCCACUUCACGCUCAUCCGCGCCUUCUGCUGCGACAACCACAUCGACAUCGUGCACGUCGCCAACACCCGGCGUCUGGCCGAGCUGGUGGGAGGAGCCAAGGCCGCGGGGGAGCCGCUGGACCCGCACUGUGUUCUGGUCACGAACCCGCAGACCUGGUCCUGGAAGAGCUCGGCGCUUGGGAAGCUCCAAAGGUUCUGCAGGGACAGCCGGCGCUGGGACCAGUGGGUUCCGAUGGUCCACCUGCCGGACCGAUGAAGUCCGCCCCGCUUGUAAAAGUGUGCAGUGUUGACCUCGGGGUCUUUGGAAGGGAAGCAGCAAGCUGGACCGGGUCAGACUCGGCAGUCUGGCUCCCGGGUUCCUAGACGGGAACCAGGUGGGCGGUCCGAGACCUUUGUGACCAUGACGACGAGGAAGGUUGUUUUAGUCGCCGUUGGAGCUCACUGGACUUCCUGUCGCGAGUCAACAAGUUCUGGUUCCGGAUGGUUCACUCUUGGCUGUUAACAGAUAAAAAAGGGAAUCAAUAAAAAAGUGGUUAGCUCUUUACACGCAGUCAACCAACAUGUUGUCAUGGUAACAAGGAGGACACAAGCAAUAAACUUCCAUUCAGGAUCUCAUCUUUUGGCCCGUGCCAAAUAUGUCUGUGUGUUAACGCUUGGUCCAAGGGCCAUGUUGAAACUGAUGCUUUUUCUUCAAGACCUUUUGAGGUCUUCCAAAAGUCUCCAUACACUUAUAGGAGAUGAUGAAUUGCCAACAAAGUUUUCCUACGCCAUAAGAUGUGGGCGUGGCAUGGCACCAAACUUCGCUCCGUUUAUUAUUGGCCAUUUUUCGGCUAAGAAAAAGGGUUUCACUCCAACCUGCUGCCUUUCUCCCCUUUGCUGAUUUUACUGUGUGAGUGGAUUCUAUUUUUUUAAACCCUGUUUGAAAUUUCUGAUCAAUUGUGAGGGCACCAAAGGGACAUCUGCUUGUUGGCAGAGCAGCACAUAUCAGACUGUAGGGCUGGCAAUCUUUGGGCACCACAAUAUUCCACUUGAUUCGAUACAGAAUUGAUUUAAAAUCUAUACUUUUUAAUAACAUUGGGUGCUCGUUCUAUGAUUAACUACAUUCCUGAUGGAUAGCUCUGAUACACUUAAAAGAAAACUGCUUUUGUUGAAUAAAAUGCUUCCAAAACAUUUAAUAAAGUCAAAUACAAAUAAGGCAACAAGAGAAGUAAGUCUUUUCUAAAGUAAAUGUGUACAACAGAUAUAGAUCAUCUACAUCUACUAUAUGAUGUGUCUGAGUGGCUGGACAGCAGAAAUUUAAUUAAAAAAAUAUAUAUACAAAAAUAAAAAUGUUAUAUAUAUAUAUAUAUUUUAUUUUUUCCCCAAAUCAAUUAAGAAUUGUUACAAACAAGAAUUUACUUGAAAACCCAUUUUUUUCUUCCUGCAGGACAGUUCAGAUUGUCGUUGU